UCUACACUUCCAUCAUCUUCUUCUCUCCAAAAUUUGACUAUAAACUAUACAACUUUGAGCAUGAAAAGAGCUUAAAAAACAAUCAUGGCAGCAUUUAAAACCAUCAUGAAUCUUCUCUUUUAUAUUGCAUUUGUUUCUUUGUUGCCAUUAAAGACCACAUCAACAUCAAGAACACAAGCAGAAGCACUUAUUAAAUGGAAGCAUACCUUAUCAUCAUCACCAUAUUCAAUGAAUUCUUGGUCUUCAAGAAACAUACAGAAUCUUUGCAACUGGACCGGUGUUACGUGCAAUGAAGGUGGUACAAUCUCCACGAUUAGCCUCCCGGGUUCAUCGAUUUCGGGUACAUUAACAUCUUUUCAGUUUUCUUCAUUCCCAAAUCUGACCCAUUUCGACUUAAACAAUAACCAAGUUAGCGGUGUGAUCCCAUCCGCCAUUCGCAACCUCUCGAGCAUUGUGUACUUGGAUUUGAGCUCGAAUCUUUUCGAAGAUGAAAUCCCACAAGAGAUUGGAAGGCUAACACAGUUAAGAUAUCUUGAUCUUAAUAAUAAUAGUCUUACAGGUGCUAUCCCAAUUCAAAUAAGCAAUCUUCAAAAGGUAUGGUACUUGAAUCUUGGAGGGAAUUACUUGACUGAUCCAAACUGGUCUGACUUUUCAUCUAUGCCCGCGUUGACUUUUCUCAGUCUUUACCACAAUAGACUUGAACAUGGAGUUCUUGAUUUCAUUAUCCAGUCCAAGAAGUUGACUUAUCUUGACUUGUCAGCAAACCUUUUGAAGGGCUCUUUACCUGAAACAUUAUUCAUCAAUUUGCGCAAUCUUGAAUACCUUAAUCUCACAGAUAAUCUGUUUCAAGGUGAGCUGUCAAAGAAUUUUUACAAUCUUACAAAAUUAAAAGAGCUUAGACUAGGAACCAACCAGUUUUCAGGUCCAAUUUUGCAGGAUUUACAUUUAUUCCCCAAUCUUGAAGUCAUUCAGUUGUUUGAAAAUCUAUUUGAAGGAAGAAUCCCUUCUUCUAUAGGUCAGCUUCAAAAUCUUCGGCACCUAGAUCUCAAUUUGAAUCGACUCAAUUCUUCGAUUCCUUAUGAGCUUGGAUUCUGUUCUAAGCUCACAUAUUUGGCGCUCGCUGAAAACUCGUUAUCCGGCGAGUUGCCAAUCUCUUUAUCCAAUCUGACCUUGAUUACUUAUCUUGGUAUCUCUGAAAAUAACUUUUCUGGUGAAAUUUCUUCGGAUUUCAUCACAAACUGGACCAAAUUGGUCUCUUUGCAGGUUCAACAUAAUCUCUUCACUGGUACUAUCCCACGAGAGAUUGGUCUAUUGACAGAUCUCGAAGUUCUUUUUCUAUUCAACAAUAGUUUCACCGGCUCUAUUCCUUUGGAGAUUGGAAACUUGGAAAAUCUGCAACGUUUGCAUCUUCAGUCUAAUAAUCUCAGUGGAAUUAUUCCUGCAGACUUGGGCAAGAACAGUCCGUUUUUAACAAGUGUUAGCUUUUCAUACAACAGUUUCUCUGGAGAACUACCUUCGGGUUUGUGCAGUGGCUUUCGGUUUGAGAUGUUCAUGGUGAAUGGCAAUAAGUUCACAGGGUUGUUACCAGAUUGCAUAAAGAACUGCACGAACCUAAGUCGAAUCAGGCUGGAUGGAAACCAGUUCUAUGGGGACAUUUCACAAGUAUUUGGGGUGCAUCCUAAUCUCAAAGACAUCUUCCUCGGUGACAAUCAAUUCACAGGUGAAAUCAGUUCUGAGUUUGGAAAUUUCAAAAAGCUAUCAACUCUACGAUUGGAAAGAAACAGAAUCUCUGGAAAAAUCCCUCCCGAGCUUGGAGAUUUGCAGCAGCUAGGCGCUCUACGACUAGAACAGAACCAACUUUCUGGCGAAAUUCCAAGCGAACUCGGGAAAUUACACGAUUUGUUCAAUCUCAAUCUCAGCAACAAUUUGUUAAGUGGUCAAAUCCCUCAGAGUUUUGGCAACUUAACUAAACUCGAAGUUCUCGAUUUAUCGGCAAACAAUCUGAAUGGAAGCAUACCAACAACAGUAGGAAACUUUGCAAGGUUAACAAGCUUAAACUUGAGUAACAAUGAAUUGUCUGGAGAACUACCAUCUCAAAUCGGAAACUUAUUCGGAUUAAACUCUCUCUUGGAUCUAAGCAGCAAUUCAUUCUCCGGAAGAAUUCCUCAAGAUCUGUCAAAGCUUAACACACUCGAGAACCUCAACCUCUCACACAACAAUUUCUCAGGUCCAAUUCCUGAAUCACUAGCUACAUUCAUGAUUAGCUUACAAUCAAUCGACCUCUCGUACAACAAUUUGUCAGGUCCAAUUCCGGAUGUCCGCAUAUUCAAACAAGCACCGCCAGCAUCCUUUACUGGAAAUCCACAUCUGUGUGGAUCCGAAAAAGGAUUAUCUCCGUGUAACAUCGAAAGCACACCGACGAAAUCAAGAGAAAAUAAAUUGGUAAUUUUAGUUCUCGUACCAGUUCUUGGUUUCGUUUUGAUAGCAAAUGUGGUUGCUAUGUUCUGUAUAAUUACUCGAAAAGGAUCAAACGAUAUCGACGAAGAGAACACAAGUAAUAACACCGGAAAUUUACCUUCAGAUUUGGUUGUAUGGGAAAGAGAAGGUAAAUUUACGUUCGAUGAUAUUGUAAAAGCCACCGAAAACUUCGAUGAGAAGUAUUGCAUUGGAAAAGGAAGCUUCGGAAGUGUGUACAAAGUGAAGUUACCUACUGGACAGAUCAUGGCAGUGAAGCGGAUGACGAAUUCCGAUGAAAUUCCGGCAAGAAACAAGCAGAGUUUCGAGAACGAGAUACGAGCCUUAACGGAAGUCCGGCACCGGAAUAUUAUCAAACUGCACGGCUACUGUCGCGAAGAAGGUGGGAUGUAUUUGGUGUAUGAAUAUAUGGAGAAUGGUAGUUUGGGGGAUGUACUUUAUGGAGUAGAUGCAAUAUUGAAUUUGGAUUGGGUUACUAGGGUUAAAAUUGUUCAAGACCUUGCACACGCGUUAGCUUACUUGCAUCAUGACUGCAAGCCUCCUAUUGUUCAUCGAGACGUAUCGAUAAAUAAUGUUUUACUCGAGGCUGACAUGGUUCCACGUUUGUCGGAUUUUGGGAUUGCCAAACUGUUGAACCCGAACUCGAGUAAUUGGACUGGUGUUGCUGGAUCCUACGGUUACACGGCACCAGAACUUGCACUCACGAUGAGGGUUACAGAGAAAUGCGACGUUUACAGCUUUGGAGUCGUAGCCUUUGAGAUUCUGAUGGGGAGACAUCCUUGGGAACUUUUAACAUCUCUACAAUCACCAAACUCAACCUCAACUUCCCCAGAUAAUCUACUUCUAUCCUUGAAAGAUAUCCUAGACGAAAGGCUUUUGCCACCAACGGAUAGAGAGGCCGAACAAGUGGUGUAUGUACUUAAGGUUGCUCUAGCUUGUACGUGUGUAUCACCCGAGUCAAGACCUUCAAUGCGCAAUGUUGCCCAAGAACUAUCAGCUAGCACUCAAUUAUAGCCUGCCAAGCAUUUGAAUAACAUUAAACAAGACAAGUUGUUAAGUUUUUGAAAUAGAAAGAAGCAUCCACACUGUUAUAUAGUUAUUUAGACACACACGUGUGGAUACCAACCUAAACUCCAAGGAAGCUCAAGGUGUUGUGAGACCUAAAACAACCUUUGCAGUUUACGCUUAUAAAAUAACAUAUAAAGCAUAUUUUAUCCUUAUAUAAAGUUAUGCUUUUUCAGCUUUGUAUAUAUGAAGCAACUUUUACAACUAGGUUCUUCAAUUACUAUAUAUAAAUUAAUGUAAGUGUUGAGCCAUUUUGAUGUAGCGUGUGAAACGAUAAUGAAGGAUUGAUCACGUUGAUUCU
Messenger RNA from Helianthus annuus (common sunflower), 3841 nucleotides. RefSeq names its product MDIS1-interacting receptor like kinase 2. The record is from RefSeq and is a predicted model, not a curated record. The coding region runs from base 85 to 3489 and encodes 1134 amino acids. Gene Ontology annotation, biological process: protein phosphorylation. Gene Ontology annotation, molecular function: protein kinase activity; protein binding; ATP binding. The transcript is spliced from 2 exons. NCBI's taxonomy places the organism in Eukaryota, Viridiplantae, Streptophyta, Magnoliopsida, Asterales, Asteraceae.